This is a messenger RNA of Porites lobata, 614 nucleotides long. NCBI's taxonomy places the organism in Eukaryota, Metazoa, Cnidaria, Anthozoa, Scleractinia, Poritidae. The record is from the annotation of a GenBank genome assembly.
GUUAGUGACAGCAAGUUUAACAGUCUCCGGACCCAGGGUUCAACUCGGCCACUACACAUAUGGCAGAUCAUCCACGAUGCCAAGGAAAGUGUUAGUCGACAAAGUGAGCAGACAUUGGCUUCAAUGCUGAAAAAGACAGGAGGUAACUAAUAAAUAAAAGAGAAAGCAUAUGUUUCAUUGUUAUCAUUGUUGAUGUGGGAUAGUUAUUUUCUCACUUGGAGGUUUUUCAGUGUAGGCCAAUUAAACCAGUGCAUGUUAACACAACUGUUUACUUUAGUUUGGGGCAUUUUGCUCACUAUACAGUACUGAUUUUUUCCAAAAUAGUUUGAUGUUGAAUACUGAGCGCUAAAUGUUUUAUAUUGCUACUGUUUCUUUAUUGGUAAAAAUCAUUACCCCUAAUUUUUGUCUCAGAAAACUGUGUUACCUUACGAAAGGUCAUUUUACACACUUUGUAUCUUUCUUUUGACAAAGAACCAUUAGAUGGCUCACCAGUUGUUGCUAGGAGAGACGUUACAAUCCCGAAAGAGAUAAUUGAGGAACUGCAUCAGCUGCAAGCAAGGGAUGGCCUGACAUGGGAAGAUGCUGUCACCAGUGUAAGGGGCUCCCUGGUUCCA